This is a messenger RNA of Meira miltonrushii, 1710 nucleotides long. RefSeq names its product putative GAP1-amino acid transport protein. The coding region runs from base 1 to 1710 and encodes 569 amino acids. Gene Ontology annotation, cellular component: membrane. Gene Ontology annotation, biological process: amino acid transmembrane transport. Lineage: Eukaryota; Fungi; Basidiomycota; Exobasidiomycetes; Exobasidiales; Brachybasidiaceae. Gene Ontology annotation, molecular function: amino acid transmembrane transporter activity. The record is from RefSeq and is a predicted model, not a curated record. The transcript has a single exon.
AUGGAUAGGGACACGGCUGGUCAAAGUACACAACACAAUGAAACAAACGCUGUUGAGAAAGAUGAGAAAUCUUCCGGCGAGGAUGAUUAUGAAACGAAUGCUUAUGCAACCGAACAAGUUGGCAGACAAACUACUCCUGGUUCAAAGACUGCUCUGAAACGUCGCUUAGGCUCUCGUCACAUGCAAAUGAUCGCAUUUGGUGGAAGUAUCGGAACAGGUUUAUUCAUCGGAUCUGGAGGAGUUCUAUCAUCGGGUGGCCCAGGAUUCCUGAUGAUUGAUUUCAUCUUGGUCGGUAUCAUGCUGUAUUGUGUUGUUAUGUCUUUGGGUGAAAUGGCUGCCGUCUUACCCGUUUCUGGUUCUUUCGCUUCAUACUCUUCUCGUUUCAUUGACCCUGCUUGGGGUUUUGCAAUGGGAUACAACUACUGGAUGCAAUGGUUUGUUGUUUUGCCCUUGGAACUGGUCGCCGCUUCAAUUGUUCUAGAUUUCUGGCCAGGAUCACAUGAUGUGACGAAAGGAGUAUACAUUCUCAUAUUCAUACUGGCGAUUACUUUUAUCAACCUUUUUGGUGUUCGCGGUUAUGGUGAAUGGGAAUUCUUUGCAUCAAUGAUCAAGAUUAUCACCGUAAUUGGAUUCAUCAUUCUUGCAAUCGUUAUCGACUGUGGCUGUGCACCAAAUGGCAAAUAUUUGGGCGCAACCACAUGGCAUAACCCUGGAGCAUUCAACAAUGGUUUCAAAGGAUUUAGCUCAGUUUUUGUGACAGCCAGUUUUGCAUUUGCUGGCACCGAACUUAUCGGUCUUGCCGCAGCCGAGACUGCAAAUCCACGCAAAGAGAUCCCCAAGGCCGCUAAACAAAUCAUCUGGCGUAUCUUGAUCUUCUAUAUCCUUUCCUUAUUCUUGAUCACUUUAAUCGUUCCUUACACCGAUCCUCGUCUUGAAGGUACAAGUUCUUAUGAUGCACGAGCGUCGCCAUUCGUCAUUGCCAUCGAGAUAGGCAAAAUAAAGGUCUUACCGAGCAUCAUGAACGCCGUAAUCUUGAUCAGUGUCCUUUCGGUCGGCAACAGUUCAGUUUUCGGGGCUAGUCGCACGUUGUGUUCCCUCGCUCAAGCAGGUCAAGCUCCCAGAAUCUUCGCAUAUAUUGAUCGUCAAGGUCGUCCUCUGCCAGCCGUGAUCUUGUCCUUGUGCAUGGGAUGUUUGGCUUUCGUUAUUUAUGCUGCUGAAUCUUCAGUUGUCUUCAACUGGCUGUUGGCCUUGUCUGGUUUAUCAACAAUCUUCUCUUGGGGUUCAAUUUGUGCUUGUCACAUUCAAUUUAGACGAGCAUGGAAGUAUAAUGGACAUUCAGUGGAUGAGUUACCGUGGAAAUCGCCCGUUGGAGUAGUAGGUGCUAUCUUUGGUGUUGCUUUCAAUAUUCUGGUCAUUAUUCUCCAAUUCUACAUUGCUGCUUUCCCUAUCGGUGCAGGAUCUGUAGAAGAACAAUUGGCAACUCCGAGUCAACGUGUAAACGCUUUCUUCUUGGCCUUCUUGGCUGCACCUGUUGUCUUGGUCUUUUUCAUCUUUUGGAAGGUUUUCAAGAGAACAUCUUUUGUCCGUUUGGAUGAGAUCGAUAUCACCACCGGACGCAUGCAGGCAGUACCACUGGAAGUUCUCCGUCGUGAACGUGAAGAAGCACGUCAACAACCAAUCUUCAAGAAAAUUUUCAAUGCAAUAAUCUAA